CGUUAGGAUGGUGUCGUGCUGUUAAUUUAAUGUAACGAAGCCGUCUAAACUAUAUUAGCUGGUGUUUUGGCUUGCUUUUGCUCAUCGUCACGCUUUGACUUUUUUCUGAAGCAGUUAAUUAAGAAAGCUUAUUUAUAAUUAAUUUGUAGUUAAAAUUAACGUGAAUCGCCGUUUAAUCGAAUUACUUUUACAGACUUGACACAAACAUGCGCGCCUCAAGUCUUUUUUUAAUUCUCGUAAACUUUCUAACACGCGCGCGUUGUCUGGGUUUGCCGACGUCACGCCGUUCCCCUUGUCACGUGACAUUACACCCCAACGUAUGGCUUGCAGAAAUCCCUGUUUUUCGUUCCUCUCAGUUCGGCUUGGUCGUACGCGGAUAGUAAAACGUUUCUGAGCAACUAGGAGAGGUGGAUUAUCGGGGGAUGUGCUCACGUGUGUUAAAGUGAGGUAAUUAAUGUGGUUGAGGUCGCAGGAUGCCCCGCCGGAAGCGCGCGUCGGGUGACGGCGGAAGAAGACCUAAAGUCUGUCGAGUGGAGCACAGUGAGGAAACAUUGGUCAUAUCUGACUCUGACCAUGAAGAGGAGGAAGAAUGUUCUGUCAGUCGGUCUUCUAGGUCAGUCCGAUGCAGACGGAGGGAAUGCAAGUCUCAUCUACAAGAGAUGACCGAAGAAGAGAUGCUGGAUCUGGCUAUGAAACUGAGCGCUCAAGAAGCAAGCAGUGCUGCCCAGAGACGACGACAGCUGGAAGACAAAGACAUCCAAAAAGCUAUAGCGGAAAGUCUUAAUGUCUCUGAUAGGGACGGCAGUGUUGAAGCUUCCAGCUCAUCAGCUCAACCUCAGCAGAGCAUGUCCAAUAUAAUAUCACGUUUAAGACGAAAGCUGUCCUACCCUAAACAAACAGAGGUACACAGUGGAAGAGAGAGUCCUGUUGCUCAGGCUGAUGAGACGGAGAGGGAAAGCACUAGUCCGCUGCCCGAAAUGCCUGAUCUGUCACAGAUAACCCCAUCUCCUUCAUCCAGUCGUUCAGCUCAGGUGUGUGGAACUCCUGUACCUUCUCAAGAUAUGACGCCAGAUAUACAGCCAAAUAUCAGAGACUCCAAAGAGGAUGAGUUCUCGCAGCCUAUCUCAUCGUCCCAGCCCUCACCCGCGUUUCCGAAGGACGGGAGCUUCAUUCGCCAGCCAUUGGUGUGUGUGGAGAAACUGAGUCAGGAUCUCAUCGAUGCCAGAACAGGCUCGAGAAAGCAACCUUGCACACAGGAGAGCAUCGUCGGUGCCGAAGCAUCUCAGUCGCAGGAGGACUCGUCCCUUCCCAAGAGCCACGUCUUCACUCAGAAUGAUUUGAGAGAAAGGACUGAUAUGCUAGAGGACAAACAUGAUGCUUCAGAAGAGAAUGAAUCCGAUACUCAGAUACCUGAUGAGGAUUUACCAACGUAUCAAGGUGAUAAAGGUUUGUCUCCGAAAAACACAGAUCCGGAGGAAUGCUCCUCACCUUCCGGGAGAUCCCAGCUGUCGGGAACGAGAUGUGAAGCUGAAAAUGCCAAUGAGGAUGUCACUGUGAAAAGUAAAACUCCCGAUCUAAAGCAGGUGGAAGAUCAGAUCGCUCAGGAUGAGAAUUCAGCCGCUGAUGCUGAAAGUGCUCAAAACACUCGUUCAUGGGAUGGAUUUUCUAGUUUCAUGGUUGUGCUUUUAACCGAUGAUGAUGAAGAAGAAGAUGGCAGUGAAGAGGUUCUCCCUCCGAGCCCAGACUUAGACGACAAGACAGCUUUAAAAAUAGUUCCUCAAACCCAACCCCGCGUCUCUUCAUCUACCCUUGAGCCUUUCGAACAAGAAACGCAGAUAUCCCAGCAUGCCUUGCAGGAAGACUCAGAAACAUCCAAUGACCUCAAAUCCAAAUCUUCAAACUCAAAACCGCUGCAUACUGGAGUGGAGAAAGGAGAUCAUUGCACUGUGUCAUACUACUGGGGAGUGCCUUUCUGCCCCACGGGCCAAAACCCGGACGACUACACGCGCGUGAUCAUGUGUCAGUUGGAGGUGUAUGAGAAGAGUCUGAAAGAAGCCCGGCGAGACCUGCUGCGUAAGGCCGUGUGGAGUCAGCCUGUUCUUCCUGCCCCCGAGAGGCCGUUUGGCCCGAGGAGACUGAAGCGCUACAGACCUCCUCAGCUGUCAGAGGAUGAGGAGCAGAACGAAGAGGAGAGCGGGAAGGAGAAUAAGCGAUCGGAGGUGCAGGCGGAGAGAGAGGAAGACAAGGCAGGCUCAGAGGGGGCUGCUGAGGGUGGACCGAGUGAAACGUAUGUAGUUCUGUCUUCUCCCGAGGCUAAAGAUGAAGACGUGCAAAAAAGCCCUUUUCCAAACCAGGACAAGACUACAGCAGCAACUGCACAUUUGAGAAAUGAUCAACGGGAUGCACCAGAUAACACUCAAAUAGAGCGUGCGGAUGAAGAGGAGGAGACCCAGAAUCAUGACCAGUUUGAUGAUGAUGAGACCGUAUGUCCAGAGACGCAGUUGACUGACAACAACACACCAGAGCUCAUGAUGACCAGUCCUGCCAGUCCAGAACAGGAUCAGACUCGUGCUGACAGCGAGGUGAUGGAGGUGGAUGAGGAGGAAGGUGCUCCUGCUGCAGAGGAGGAGGUGAUGGAGCAGGAGAGUGUGUCAGCGGACACGGCACCUUCUCAAACUGAGAAGAUGGAGUGUCCCAUGUGCUCCAAACUCUUUUGCCUCAGCAGAAUCGAGAUGCACGCUGCUUUCUGUGAUGGGGAGACAGAAGACCACAACCAGGAGGAACAAUCACAAGUUGUCAGAAGGUCAAGAUCCAGAAGAGACUCAACAGAGGAGACUCAGUACAGACCUGAGAACAGAUCACCACAGAUGGAGAAGUGUUUCGUGUGUCAAGGGAUGUUUACAUCCCAGCAGUACCAGGCACAUGUCGAGUUGUGUUUGAAAAAGACAGAUUCCAAUAUUCAUCAGGGUGAUGGUCUUCUUUCUGCUCUCGAGCGAACUGAACAGAGACCUGCUGGCAGUGAUGAAGCUGGACCAUCAGAUGUUUCUUCAAGGAGCAAGCGUGGCCCUGCAGACUUAUUUGGAGAAGGUGGGCCUGAGUCAGAAGACACAGACCACCUUACUGAUUUCCAACAACAAGACUCAUCCAAGAACAGCCAAAGACUCGCAAGAAAAAGAAAAUUCAAACGAUAGUAUCACGUUUUGUUUAACCAACACUGUUAUGUGUUACUUUGUAGUGCUUCUGUAUUUGUAUGAAUUUUUAAAUGAAUUUGUACAAUGCCUAAAUUUAUGUAUUUAAUGUCUUGGUAAUGUUUUUUAAUGGUUGCUGCAGUCUUUGUUGAGCAGAUGUUGAUCUUUACUCUUUGAAUGGUGUUUUCGUGUGACUGAAAUAUUUGAAAUCUUUUUUGUUCAAUGUAUGCAUUAAAUUCUGAAAUAGGGGUUAGUAUAUAUUGGGACCGUGUAUCUUUUGGUCAUUUGUUUUUCAGUUUGAAAUUGAACAAACGGGAGUGAGAAAACGGCGCCAUCUUCGUUUUUCGUUCAUCCAGAAAACGGAAUAGCGAGAAUUCGGCUUGAUUUUUCGUUUUUAACUUAAGGGGCAAAAAACGAAUUCACAGCUUGAUAAAUCGAUUUCCACGCAUGGGCGGUAUGAAACGCCCCCUUCCAUUGAUUGGCCAAUCAAAGAUCAGCAAGCGAGGGCGCGACGUCUUCGGUUCGGUUGUCCCUCGGUUCCGUGAAUAAAUAGUCCUCCGCUGCUGUACGGCGGGGAUCCUUAAAGUAUGUUUCAUUUCUCAUUAAACAACCGUCCACAAACCGUACAGGGCAGAUUAUAUACUGGACUUUACUUGUGCAACCUAACGCAUUUCAUAUACAUCUUUAUAUCACAACUAUUAAUGUAGUUCGCAUCCGCAUCUUUCUAGCUCUCCAGGGUUAAAUCUGCGCGAGACACUGUACAGCACGAAGCGGAUUCAUAUACUUAUUUUAUUUCAUUCAAAAUUCAUUGUGUUCCGUUGUAAUUUGUAUUGAGGCUUCGUAUGUUUGCACUAAACAAUUAGCAUUUUUUUUGUUUGAUCAUUUAUAUUUAUCUUAAGAUGGCUAGAUGUAUCCUUUUUUCAUAAAGGAAAAAACUUUCGUUCUAAUUGCACAUUAAAGCGUGUUGUUCUGCAUUUAUUAAAAAAAGCGUACUUCUAAAUAAUAAUAAUAACCCAGUGAUAGCUUAAUUAAUUUGUAUUUUUGUCAGCAUUUCUCUCAUUGUCAUCGUUCGCAUGUGCCAGUCGUAAAUAUCACAGUAAAAACGUUUUAUAAAAUACUAGACUCUUGAGCAUACACUGAAUGAUUUUUUUUCUGUGGAAUCUACACAGUGACUGAGCCUUGAUCAACAUAUCUGACAAAUAGGUCACUUUCACUUUGACUACAUCACUGCACUGUAUGCAUCCGCUGCGUACUGUCCAGUGUCUCGCGCAGCUUUGUCACGCAGCAAAACUCUGAAUAUAGGGGUGGGCGGAUCGAUCCUUGAAGUAUCGAUACUUCCGAUACUGAGGUUGUAUCGAAAAGGAUCGAUCCUAACAUUAAAAUAUCGAUACUAAUGUGUUUUUAGUUUUUACUACUGAUUUUAUUCAUUUACUAAUGUAGCUAAUAAUCGUAUAAUGAAGAAAAACUAUUUCCCAUACACCUAGUUUUGCACACGUUGCUCCUCCCUGCCCUGCUGUGUUUUGAAGUCCGCUAUCACGUGACUCAGCAGCACCAAGCGCAAGAACACAGUCGCUGCUGCAGCCAGCGAAAAGAAGAGGAGCAUCUGUGGAGUUUUAUCACCUCGGUGAAUAAAAACACUGCGAACUGCGUUGUAUGGCAGUGGGCCUUUGGGGGUAAAAAGCCAAAGAUUGAAAGUACUUUAUUAUUUAAGCGCUUUAUUUCCUUUGUUUCUCAAUUGUGUGCAUUUGUUUAUAAAUUCACUUAAAAAAGUGUAAUGAAAGGGAACAAUGUUAAUUUGUUCUAUUAUUUUCUAAACAUAACACUGAACAAAAAUGGAAAAGCAGUUUUAAAAUAUUUGUUCUUCAGUAAUAAUUUUGUCCACUUUGGUUUUUUUUAAGCUAUAGAAGUAGUACUGGGAUAACGAGAAAUUGUUUUGUAAUAUAUCGUUUUUCAGUUCUGUUAAUGUUACUAUUUUCCAGUAAUAAUUUGGUGCAAAGUUCAUGUUUGGAAAUUCGAUUACAGGAAUAAUUAAAUAGAUUUAUUUGGUUUAAAUUAUGUCCCGUGUUUUAACAUCUACAUGAUUAAUUAGCCUACAGGCACAUUAAGAUCACAAAUCACAAAAUAUUUUAGUGGUCAUGAAAAUGUAUUCAGAUUUAGCAUAUUAAUGAUGCAUUCAUCUGAUAAAUCAUGACAUUUCAUCAACAGGAAAGUAAAUGUAAGUUCAAGUGAAUGCUUUUUAAAAGUAAAAAGUAUCGGUAUCGAUAUCGGCAAUACUGGCCCUGCAUUUACUUGGUGUCGGAUCGAUACCAGGUUUUACAGUAUUGCCCACCACUACUCUGAAUUCGUCUUGGUUCACUUGAUGGAAUGUACACCGAAGCAAACUUGUGGAAA
Triplophysa rosa is the source of this 5579-nucleotide messenger RNA. RefSeq names its product ubiquitin interaction motif containing 1 (gene uimc1). Lineage: Eukaryota; Metazoa; Chordata; Actinopteri; Cypriniformes; Nemacheilidae. Bases 474 to 3191 code for a protein of 905 amino acids. Gene Ontology annotation, cellular component: BRCA1-A complex. Gene Ontology annotation, biological process: positive regulation of DNA repair; double-strand break repair. Gene Ontology annotation, molecular function: K63-linked polyubiquitin modification-dependent protein binding; histone binding. The transcript is spliced from 17 exons. The record is from RefSeq and is a predicted model, not a curated record.